This is a messenger RNA of Cylindrotheca closterium, 570 nucleotides long. NCBI's taxonomy places the organism in Eukaryota, Bacillariophyta, Bacillariophyceae, Bacillariales, Bacillariaceae. The record is from the annotation of a GenBank genome assembly.
AUGAACCCUCCAGUAAUACCUCUUCCUGAUGAAAUCAUUCCAGGUCUUUGGUUGGGAAGCAAGCAUGUCCGAAUCGAUUUGAAAGAUUAUAUAUCAACCUGUUUCACGCAUGUUGUCGAUGCUUCCAACAGGCAGCUUCCAGAAUUGUCUUCGUCCAUCCCUGUCUUUCAUGUCAAGUUGACUGAUUCAGCUUUUUCUCAGCUGCCAUUGGAAGAAGUUUCAGAUUUUAUUCACUCAGCGCUAAAGUCUGACAGACAUGCAGUUGUUGCAAAGGAUGAAACGCAGCAACACGACACUGGCGUUCCUACAUCAAUAACGAAAAAGGCGAAUGUAUUAGUCCAUUGCAAUCAGGGAGUCUCCAGAUCAGCAGCUUUGGUCAUGGCAUAUCUGAUCAAAACACAUGGAUUCUCUCUGAAGGAAGCCUUCUUUCACGUGCAGAGUAAGCGAGAGGUUGCCCAGCCGAAUACUGGUUUUAUGAAACAACUGAUAGAAUUUGAACGAACGCAUCACAAUGGAGAGACGACGCUGUACCUAGGGUUUGGUGGCACGCUUCAGUGGAAGAAGGGUUAG